AUGUACCGGACACCCCCGACAAGCCGAGAUCCAAGCCCGGAACGCAAAGACAGCACCAACGUGGUCUCGGACCAUCGAGCAAGCCGCCGUCUUCAACAACUGCCCCAGGAGCACGGACUUUUGCCUGAGACGACCAGGAAGAUCGCCACAAAGUCCACACCAAUGGCAGCCCCAGCAUCCCCCAUCGUGCUGCAGCAGCCCAGGGAGCCUCCGACGUUCCGUGGUUCAACAGUGGUCACCUUGGGAGACACCACCGUUCUCGAGAACUACAAAAGGAUUCUUCGACUCGGUCCGAAGUUCUUCUUUGAGCCGGCCUUCACUCCACCAGAAAAAGUAGCACUGACCAAGACCAUGGCCCGUCGUGUGGCCGAAGAAGAGCGUCCACGUUUCAUCACUAAGUGUAGGGAUGUGCUGUCCAGGACAAUGACCGCCGACAGAAAAAAGCAACACGUAGCGUGGCACUGGGACGAGCAUGCUAGAAAAGCGUUCAACCAAGUGAAAGCGCUAUUGGCACAACCACUUACGCUCGCACACUAUGACCCUGAAAGACAACUUAGACUGUCAUGCGACGCUUCUCAGUAUGGUGUAGGAGCGGUCCUAUUUCAUGUCUACGAUGACGGAAGGGCGCGGCCCAUUGCUUACGCUUCACGCACGCUAUCUGAAGCGGAAAAGAAAUACAGUCAACUGGAGAAAGAAGCGUUAGCCAUCAUUUUCGAUGUAAAGAAGUUCCACUUCUAUCUUUAUGGGCGCUCAUUCACAUUGGUCACAGACCAUAAGCCGCUUCAAACAAUAUUGGGCCCGACAACCGGUAUUCCCACCAUCGCGGCUGCUCGUUUGCAACGCUGGGCCGUUACGUUGGCAGCCUAUUCCUACAAUCUUAUCUUCAAAAAAUCGAGCGAGAACGCUGAAGCCGAUUUCUGCUCGCGUCUGCCGCUGCCAGUUCUUGAAGCGGAAACCACAGAAACAGAGGAAACAUUUUAUUCGUUGCGCUUGGACUCGUUGCCUGUUUCUAGUCGAGAUAUCGCGGCUGCCACAUGUAAAGACCGAAUUCUUUGUCAAGUGAAGGAAUUCACAAAUGUAGGAUGGCCCGCGUCGAUCAAGGAUGAACAGUUGAAGCCUUUUUUUCGCAGAUGCAACGAACUGACGGUGCAUCAGGGAUGCGUCAUGCUGGGCGCAAGAGUAGUCGUGCCUGCAAAGCUACAAGGGUUCGUUCUGGACGAACUCCAUGACGGCCAUCCCGGCAUCGUACGCAGCAAAGAACUAGCACGCAGCUACGUGUGGUGGCCAACUCUUGAGGCGGACCUCGAACUUCGCAUCAGUAGCUGCGCUAGUUGUCAAGAGCAACGUAACGCUCCAAUCAACGCACCUCUUCACCCGUGGUCAUGGCCGACUUCACCGUGGCAGCGUGUUCACGUAGACUUUGCGGGACCUUUUCAGAAUACCAUGCUUUUAGUGGUGGUCGACGCACAUUCUAAAUGGCCAGAGGUUUUCGAAAUGAGAUCGACAACUACAGAAAGCACGAUUCGUUGUUUGACUGAGCUCUUCGCACGUUUUGGUUACCCUGAAACAAUUGUUUCCGAUAAUGGACCUCAGUUUGCUUCGCAGGAGUUCAAGCACCUCGUGCAGGCAAUGGGAGCGCGCCACGUCCUCACGGCUCCCUACCACCCCAGCUCCAAUGGGUUGGCAGAGCGUUUCAUCCAGACCUUAAAGAAUGCGCUGCGCAAAGACGGUACAGGAGGAACAUUGCAGGUAAAGCUGCAUAAAUUUUGGCUGUCGUAUCGCAACACGCCACAUGCGACGACUCGUGAAUCACCGGCGGCAUUGCUCCUAGGACGACGCUUACGCAGUCGGCUAGAUGCCGUAAAGCCUUCCGUGGGGGAAAGAGUAGCACACAGACAGUGCACUCAGGCAUUAAGUCGUCCGUGUCGCGAACGUCACUUCUUGGUAGGCGACAGCGUGUUAGCACGUAAUUAUUCGGGAAAACCAAAGUGGACUCCCGCUGUGAUUGUUGCUCAAACAGGACCUGUCUCUUUCCAAGUACGUGCAACCACCCCGAGGGGCACAUUCACCUGGCGUCGGCACCAGGAUCAGCUGUUACAGAGGCCUGCAGAGUACGUUACCCCUAGGCAUGGAACAGCUGGCGAAGUUACGACCAGCGAGUUCCUGUUUUAUCCUGAGACUGCAGGCGCACCAGUUCCUUCCAGUCCUCAACCGCCCAUGGUAACUCCGGUUGCGCAACAGGCAACACCAGCACCCGCCGAGGCAAGACGCUACCCCAUGCGAGAUCGUCGCCCACCGGAUAGAUUCCAAGUUGGACUCUGAGUGACUGUGUGCUCCAUUAAAAGGGGAGGUGGUGUUGUGUCGGCUGGCGCUCGUCUUGAUAAGAGCACUCUGCGAAGUGCGCAUG
Molecule: messenger RNA, 2407 nt
Organism: Dermacentor albipictus
Lineage: Eukaryota; Metazoa; Arthropoda; Arachnida; Ixodida; Ixodidae
Source: RefSeq, a predicted model, not a curated record